AUGGAGAGGCCGAAGGUAUCACACUUGGCAGCAGUUAAGAGGAUCCUUAGAUAUGUGAAAGGUACUCUUGGUUGUGGAAUUUUGUUUCCGGCAAGCGACAUGGGCAGAAGUUGUGAGUUACUCGGAUACACCGAUUCCAAUUGGUGUGGAGAUAAGGAUGAUCGAAAGUCUACGGCGGGGUAUCUCUUUAUGUUCGGUAAGGCACCAAUCUCUUGGUGUUCGAAAAAGGAACCGGUUGUAGCCCUCUCUUCUUGCGAGGCCGAGUAUAUAACAGCGUCGAUGUGUGCAUGCCAAGCUGUGUGGCUGGUGAAUCUAUGUAAGGAGUUGGACAGCAGUAGAAAUGGGGCUGUUUUGCUACUUGUGGACAAUAUUUCAGCGAUAAACCUUGAUAAGAAUCCCACAUCACAUGGGAGGAGCAAGCAUAUUGAAAUGAGAUUCCACUAUUUGAGAGAAUUGGUGAGCUCCGGACAAUUGUGUUUAGGGUACCGCAGAAGCGAAGGACAAGUCGCGGACUUGUUAACGAAAGGCGUGACAAGUGAUGUGUUUGAUAACAUGAAAUAA
This is a messenger RNA of Lathyrus oleraceus (garden pea), 561 nucleotides long. RefSeq names its product secreted RxLR effector protein 161-like. Lineage: Eukaryota; Viridiplantae; Streptophyta; Magnoliopsida; Fabales; Fabaceae. The coding region runs from base 1 to 561 and encodes 186 amino acids. The transcript has a single exon. The record is from RefSeq and is a predicted model, not a curated record.